Molecule: messenger RNA, 3167 nt
Organism: Cladocopium goreaui
Lineage: Eukaryota; Dinophyceae; Suessiales; Symbiodiniaceae
Source: the annotation of a GenBank genome assembly
GGUGCACCAUUUCAGCAGAAUCCACAGACCAAUGGAAUGCCAAUGAAUCACCAAUUUCCUGGGAUGAAUGGAAUGACUUCAAAUCAUUCGCAGGGUUUUCCCGCGCCUCAGCCUACGAUGGACGCGACGAGUCAGCAAGGGGUACAAGGCUAUGGGACUACCGGGAUGGCUCCAAACCACUCGCAAGGCUUCCCUGGUGCGAACCAGCCUCCAAUGUCGCAAGGGCAACCAGGGCAACCAGGACAACCAGGGCAAGCAGCGCAACCUCCAAACUACAUGAUGAACAGUCCCCCGCCAAAUGUGGCAGCUGGUCAGCCGCAGAACCAGCCUCCAAUGUCCCAAGGGCAACCUCCAAACUACAUGAUGAACAGUCUUCCGCCAAAUGUGGCAGCUGGUCAGCCGCAGAACCAGCCUCCAAUGUCGCAAGGGCAACCAGGGCAACCAGGACAACCAGGGCAAGCAGCGCAACCUCCAAACCACAUGAUGUCUGGAGCAAUGCCAAGUCCACACUUCAUGGCUUCAGGCCAACAGAUCCCACAACCUCAAGCGCCUCAUGGGCAUGGGCGAUGGGGACGUGCUACGAUGAAUUCUGGAAUGCCCCAGAGCCAAUCACAAGGCUUCCCAUCUCACGGUCUUCAGGGCCAACAGAUGAAUGGAAGCGACUACCGCGGCACAUCUGUUGGCGCGCCGCCUGCUGCUCAGACUAGUAGGCCGCCUUCUCAAGCAGGGCCGCCUCAGUUUGGCUCCGUCAGGUCCUCCAUGUCUCGGGUAUGCGUGAAUCAGGGCCCUACACCUGAGGGCUUCUUGCCGAAGGGUGGUACGAGCCAAGUCAGUGGAAUCAGUGGACGGAGCGCGCCUCGGACCCGCGACACCACAGGAAACCAGGAGAGGCCUUCUGUCCCUCGACCUUCUGUCCCUGCUGGACCCACAGGGGUACCGACAGGGUCUGCUUGCAAUGGAACCACGCCUCCAGCAAAGCCUCAAGCGAGGCUGCCGGAGGAAGAUGACAGCGAUUCUGAUGAUUUGAUCCUGGUUCGAACAGAUACUACGAAGAAAUGGGGUUUGUCAAUGAGAAAUCCUGGACCACGUGCAGCAGGAGUUGUGGUUAAUGAAAUCAGAGAAGCUACUCCUGCACACGAAUGGAAUUGCGAAGUGCCACUGAAACCAUGGCGGAUCAAGAAAGAAGAUGUCCUCCUGGCCGUGAAUAGUGAAGUUGUCGACGUAGCGAAUUACAAGGAAUGUCUGGCACAGGCAGGUCUCUAUGUGACUUACCGAGACCAGAAAAGCCCCAAGCCCCAGUGGACCCAGCGCAAAGCUGAGGAGGUCCUACCCACCAUAGUUCCCUCCUCGUCUGGCACGGCAAGUGGAUGCUGCGACCUGUCGAUACCGCCUGAACCAAUUGAUGGCGGGCAUCGGAUGGCCUCGGGAUGCGAUCUUUGGGAAGCUGUUUCAACUAUCCGGGAGCGGCGUCGUUCAAAUGAUGAAGCUCGACUUAGUCCUUUGAUUGAAAGCAGCAGCAUUCUUGAAGGACAUGAAGUGAAGAGCUGUGACCAGCAGUCUGUGUCUGCCAAGCAAUAUUCCCUGGAUAUUCUGUGUUUGUCACUUAUGUACAAGACGAAUGUUGCAGGAGAUGACAGCGUGUGGGCGGAACGUGAAAGAGCAGCAAUGGCAACCAAGGAAUUGGCCUUACAUGUUUGGGACUUGGAGAAGACCUACCAGCGUUGGGCGAGUUGCCGUUCCCCCAAGCGGGCAGUGCGAGGCCGGCGAAAAAGGUGGGAUUUUCCAGUGCGGCCAAGCAGCGUCAUGUCCCGUGAACUCACCGCAUUUGCAGCGCAGUUUCUGCUGAAAUGCCUCGGAGAAGAAGACUUCUCAGAUAGCGAUGACCCUGACAUUUCAGGCCCGACAAGCGAUAUGGAUGUGGCGAAGAGGAUGCGGUUUCUGCUUGGCGAUUCUGAGGACGAGGGCGACAAGGAUGAACGCGACGAAGGACCCAGCCUUGAUGCCAUCUACACCUUCGAUGCCAAAGAGAUGGCCAGACUCAGUAUGCGAAAUGCAGUGAAUUUUGUCUUCAUCGAUGAUGAUGACGAAGAAGAGGAUGGAUGUACCGAUGGCAUCGAAGAGGUCUUCAGCUUUGAUUUGGAGAAAGUGGCUGAGGCCUUGCGCCGUGGUGCUGAUCAGGAUGAACUCAGUCACAUCAUUGAGGAAGCCAUGAUCCAAGAUCUUCCUCAACGAAUUGCAACUGGAUCCGGUGAGGCCGGUGUCCUUCAGGCACGACAUGAAGAGACUUCAUCUACAGUGACUCCUCGCACAGGUGACCUCUCAGCACUGAUGACACCUCCAUGCGAAGCACCUGAGGAAGGUCCUGUUUCACCACAGUUUGGUGGAGGAGCUGUGAGCAGCACCGACUUGGCAGCAAGGCUUCAGAAAAUUGGAGGCGGAGCUUGCUCAAGUCGACGGCGCCGCUCCAGCAUUGCGCAGCAUCCCCAACUGAUGGAGGCGGUGAGCACAGCGCAAUCUCGGCAUCGACAGAGUCUGGCAAAGGCGAGACAGAGCUUCGAGAGGCGAGGCGGAGAUCCCUCGCUACCCCGCUUCGACAGCGCGAGUCCAGGUUUUAGAUUUCAGGGAUGGAAGUGUCACCAGAUCGCCUUGAUCGCCUUGGCGGCCAAGGAAGAAUCUUUGCGCCGUCCAUCUCUUGCAGCUCAGGUCCGCCGUUCUGUGGCAGGGGCACAGAGGCGGCGCAGAUCGAGCUUGAUCCGGGCAGCAGAAGUCUUGGAGGUGGCAGGUGUGGGCAUUGGACAGCAACAAGCUCAAAUUGAGGUUGAGGAGCACUUGGAUCUUGUCCAGCGUGCAGUGGAGAUAGCAACACGUCGACACCGCCAGAGCAUUCUCGAGGCCAUGGCCCAGAUUUCCGUCAUCGAUGAAGAGGACGAGCCAGAGCCAAUGCCAGAAGCAGAGCCGGAAUCUGGAGGUGCAACUUCUCCCAGGCCUCAGUCAUUCUUCCAAGACAUCGUCAAUGAGAUCAUCGCUGUGGGCUAUGAGGCUUUCAGAGGUUGCAUCUUUCGUAAGUAGCGAAGAAGCACCUUGUGGCCUUGUGAACUUGUGAGUGCUUCUAUGAGCUUGGCCACAGUAGGACGAUAGCACAUGCAGGACCAGGGGAAGCACCAGAC